Messenger RNA from Paramormyrops kingsleyae, 1691 nucleotides. Its product is annotated as MOB kinase activator 2. The record is from RefSeq and is a predicted model, not a curated record. Lineage: Eukaryota; Metazoa; Chordata; Actinopteri; Osteoglossiformes; Mormyridae.
GCUCAGCCUACUGGUCUGACCUGCUUUUCCCUUUGCCUGCCUGCCUGUGUGUAGAGAGGCUGCACACUGCAGCAGGAUCCCGGACAGGAGCAAGCUUCAGCUUUCAGCUUCCAGCUUCCGCUUUGAGACACCAACACACGGAAAGAUACGUGGGCCAGCUUCUUGGAGGGGGGGGGGGACUUUCUUUGGGGGGGAUUUUGAAGCCGAGGACGUUGGUUCACUCUAAACUAAACUAAACUAAACUAAAAGAAGGACGUGCCCCACAACCCCACGACGACCCCCCCAUGGGGGCAGCAGUCACGGACUGCCAUCGCCACGGUCCUCGCAGACAUGGGAGGCUGCCACAGCUACACAAGUACCACCGACGCCAAGAGCGCCCCCCCCCCUACCGGCCAGGCCAACUUCUCCGACAUCAGCGGACACAAGCUAAAAAACAACAACUCCAAAGUGGCCCCGUCCCUGGAGGAAAAGCCCUACCUGCUGAGUGACUAUGUGUCGGAGCACGUUGGCCACAUGGACAUGAGGACGCUGUCGGCACUACCUAAGGGGCUCGACAGGGCCGAAUGGAUUGCCAGCAACACCGUGGCUUUCUUCAAGAACAUCAGUCUGCUCUGCGGUGCUCUCUCGGAAUACUGCACCAGCAAAACCUGCCCCACCAUCAACGGCCCGGGCAACAUGGUUUACUCCUGGAUGGACGACCACGGGAGGAAGGUGAAGUGCUCCGCCCCCUUGUACACGGACUAUGCCCUGUCCUACAUCCAGGAGCUGCUCACUGAUGAGGCCGUUUUCCCCACGAGGGCAGGCUCCCCUUUCCCAAAUGGCUACAUCUUCAUGGUACAGAAGGUGUUCCUCUUCCUGUUCCGGACACUGGCGCACCUGUACUGGGCCCACUUCCGGGACGUGGUGCGCCUGGACAUGCAUCCACACCUGAACACGCUGAUGAUUCACCUAGUGACCUUCAGCCGAGAGUUCGGGUUACUGGAGCCUGCAGAGAUGGCACCCCUGGACGACCUCAUCUCAGCGCUGAUGGAGUUCAAUGGUGUUUGAGUCCGAGGGGAGCUAGGUGGUGGGGGUCCUGCCCCUGGUGAGGACGGAGAUUUAAGGGACAGAGAAAUCGGCAAGACCGUCUCCUGUUAGGAUAUGGGAAUCCUCAUUCUUCACCCUGUGAGGACGGCUGGAUGCUGUGGGUGGUCUGAGACACAGGGUGGCUCUACAGUGAUGGGUUUGACCUCUGAGGCAAACUGUGAACCUAUGGCUACAUCCACAGUGUGUAAAGCUAGAUAAUUAAGGGGGAAAAAAAAUUCUGUGAUUCUAUCUACAUAUCCUAUGUGCAGGUAUAUGUAAUAUGACAGAGUUGGCUGACUCUCCUGCUUGACACGAGGUAGCAAUAAAGAGUUAAAAAUGAAUUUGAAUAGUAGAACCUGUUUUUUUUUUUUUACCCAAAUAUGCUGCAGACUCGUCUGACGGCCUGUUUUAUCAGUACGUUCUUUCUAGGUUACACCAUGGCAACGACUAGUCGGUUGUUAAAUUCCUGAAUCGUUACAUAAUGAUGGUUGCCAGUUUUUAAAAACCUUUUUUUUUUUUUUUCUACCGGUGUUCGUUUUCCAUGUCCUCUUUUUGAGAGCUUCAUAUUUGCCUUUUCUUUUAAACGUACUUUUGAUAAAUAAAUAAAAAGGCUCCUGUGAAAUGUG